GACAUGAAAGCCAGGGCGUGGAGCCAGCUCGCCGCUGUCCAUCUGGAAGCUCGUUCGGAUGCGGAAGAUGGAGGGGAGAAGAGCUUGCAGGCUGAAUCCGUUUGCGCACUCAUCAGGCGCCUUGGAUCCCUGGACAAGACGUUGGCGGAUUUCAUGAGG
This is a messenger RNA of Ostreobium quekettii, 159 nucleotides long. Lineage: Eukaryota; Viridiplantae; Chlorophyta; Ulvophyceae; Bryopsidales; Ostreobiaceae. The record is from the annotation of a GenBank genome assembly.